AUGCCUAAUUCAUUAUCCUUUCCCUCUCUAUAUGUUAUGUGGCAUCUCUGGCCAUUGCUAUUCAAACACAAACGUAACAAAAAAAUGGAUAAAAGAUGGAGUCUUCAAGGUAUGACUGCACUUGUAUAUGGUGGAGCCAGCGGAAUCGGGCAUGCCAUAGUAGAGGAGCUAGCCGGUUUUGGAGCCAGAAUCCAUGUAUGUGACAUAUCUGAAACAUUGCUCAACCAAAGUUUAAGCGAAUGGGAAAAGAAAGGGUUUCAAAUGAGUGGUUCAAUCUGUGAUCUAUCCUUUCGUCCCGAGAGAGAAGCGCUCAUGCAGAACGUCUCAACAAUGUUCGAUGGGAAGCUCAACAUUCUUCCAACAAUUGAAUAUGUGGAAGACGAUUUCUCGUUCCAUAUUACAACAAACAUAGAAUCUCCUUAUCAUCUUAGCCAACUUUCACAUCCUCUCCAAAAGGCUUCUGGAUUUGGAAGCAUCGUCUUUAUUUCCUCUGUUGGAGGGGUUGUAUCAAUGGACACUGGAUCUAUCUAUGGUUUAACCAAAAGAGCUAUGAAUCACCUAGCAAAAAAAUUGGCGUGUGAAUGGGCACGAGACGGCAUAAGAUCCAACUCUGUUGCUCCUAGUUAUGUCCAAACUGCUAUGACUCAAACUCUUCUCGACGCCGGUAACAAGAAGAGUUUGUUAAGUAACAUUCCACUUGGUCGCGCUGGAGAGCCAAACGAGGUUGCAUCACUUGUGGCUUUUCUCUGUCUCCCCGCAGCUUCAUAUAUUACUGGUCAGACCAUUUGUGUUGAUGGAGGUCUCACUAUCAAUGGUUUCACCUAUCAGCUUGAGUGAGUCGACACUUGUGUGCGUGUGUGUCUUUUCAUCUAAAUUAUUGAAUCUAAAUUAUAGAUCAAGUUUUAAGAAAGUGUUCCUCUCUGUUUCUAGGAGCACAUCUCACCUGUCAUUUCCACAAGUUAUAGAAACCGAUGAUUCCUUCUCCGUUGUUUCCUAUAUAAACAAGAAAAAUUAAUAAAGAAAGAAAAAGAUAAAAAAAAAUUUAGCCAAAGGAAGAUAAAGAGAAAUGUUCGUAAAGGAGAUCUAGUGUUGUUGUGUACUUGAUCGGGAUCACUACUAUAAUCCC
Thlaspi arvense is the source of this 1126-nucleotide messenger RNA. NCBI's taxonomy places the organism in Eukaryota, Viridiplantae, Streptophyta, Magnoliopsida, Brassicales, Brassicaceae. The record is from the annotation of a GenBank genome assembly.